AUGAGGGUGGUGUCGUCCGCGAACUUGAUCAGCUUCACGGAGUCGUGGCUGGAGGUGCAGUGGUUGGAGGUGCAGUGGGAGGAGGUGCAGUGGUUGGAGGUGCAGUGGUUGGAGGUGCAGUGGUUGGAGGUGCAGUGGUUGGAGGUGCAGUGGUUGGAGGUGCAGUGGUUGGAGGUGCAGUGGUUGGAGGUGCAGUGGGAGGAGGUGCAGUGGGAGGAGGUGCAGAGGAGUAACCAGGCCGUGAAGAUGCUGGAGUCCAGGGAGAAGGCCACUCCCAGUAUGUUUGGAGAACUGCUGAGGAACGCCAGCAUGGGAGACCUGCGCAGCUGUCCUAGCCAGUGUGGGCAGCAGCUGCGUAUGGCCCGUGUCCUCCUGAACAGUCCAGAGAUCAUCACCAUCGGCCUCGUGUGGGACUCUGAGCACUCGGACCUGGCUGAGGACGUGAUCCACACCCUGGGCACGUGUCUGCGCCUGGGAGACGUGGAGGCUCUAGUUGGAGCUGUGGAGCCACAGGUGGAGGCUCUGGUUGGAGCUGUGGAGCCAGUGGAGGAGGUUCUGGCUGGAGCUGAGGAGCUACAGAUUGAAGUUCUAGUUGGAGCAGUGGAGCCAGUGGUGGAGGCUCUGGCUGGAGCUGUGGAGCUACAGGUGGAGGCUCUAGUUGGAGCUGUGGAGCUACAAGUGGAGGCUCUGGUUGGAGCUGUGGAGCUACAAGUGGAGGCUCUGGUUGGAGCUGUGGAGCCAGUAGUCGAGGUUUUGGCUGGAGCUGUGGAGCUACAGGUGGAGGCUCUGGCUGGAGCUGUGGAAGAAGCUUUACAAGUCCUUGACAGCCACAGGAAUGGAGGAUGGCUUCAUGAACUUGGAGAGAAGCUCCCUGACAAGCACCACCAUCUCUGCAUGAAGAACAUGCAUGAGUGGCUUCUCAUGCUGCAGCCUUUUAAUGAAACCCUGGAAUGUUGGCAGCACUCCUGA
Messenger RNA from Knipowitschia caucasica, 969 nucleotides. The record is from the annotation of a GenBank genome assembly. Lineage: Eukaryota; Metazoa; Chordata; Actinopteri; Gobiiformes; Gobiidae.